This is a messenger RNA of Fukomys damarensis (Damara mole-rat), 1992 nucleotides long. RefSeq lists its product as uncharacterized. Gene Ontology annotation, cellular component: membrane. Bases 1 to 1992 code for a protein of 663 amino acids. Gene Ontology annotation, molecular function: olfactory receptor activity; G protein-coupled receptor activity. Gene Ontology annotation, biological process: G protein-coupled receptor signaling pathway. The record is from RefSeq and is a predicted model, not a curated record. The transcript is spliced from 7 exons. NCBI's taxonomy places the organism in Eukaryota, Metazoa, Chordata, Mammalia, Rodentia, Bathyergidae.
AUGGAAGUUAUAAAUCAAACAUCUGUCUCAGAAUUCAAUCUCUUGGGUCUGACAGAUGAUCCAGAACUGCAGCCCCUCAUCUUCAGCCUCUUCCUAUCUAUAUACUUGGUCACCAUCUUGGGGAACCUGCUCAUCAUCCUGGCUGUCAGCUCUGAGUCCGACCUGCACACCCCCAUGUACUUCUUACUCUCCAACCUGUCUUUUAGUGACAUCUGUUCCAGCACAAGCACAAUUCCAAAGAUGCUGAUGAACACUCAAAAACAGAGGCAGAGGAUCACCUACACAGGCUGCUUCACUCAGGCUGGUUUUGUCCUAGUUUUUGCAUUCUUAGAAAGUUUUCUCCUUGCAGUAAUGGCCUAUGACCGCUAUGCAGCCAUUUGCCAUCCCCUAAGGUACACAGUCAUCAUGAACCCACACUUCUGUGUUUUGCUUGUUCUGGUCUCCUUGUUAAUUAGCAUGGCAGACUCUCUGCUGCCCACUCUGAUGGCGCUUCACCAGAAUCUUUGGGAUUGUGGUGUUGCUUAUACAGAUGUCAGUGAAGGUAAGAUUUUAGAGGAAGAAGUACGUAGGGGUGUGGAGGUGAGAGUCAGAGCUGAUGGCCAUGAUGGUGAACAAGUUUCCAAGGAUGUUGACCAGGUACACAGACAGGAACAGGCUGAAGAUGAGGGGCUGCAGCUCUGUUUUAUCUUGAAGUCCAGUUCCCAAUGUUCUCCAGGAAUCGGUCCCCUAUAUUGGACCCCUGGGGGCCCAGUCACAGGAUUCAUGUUUACCUUGAGGGAGGUGGGGCAUCAUCUCAUCCUGUCCCGGGCCUUCCUGGCUAAUUCUCUGCUGACAAAAUGGGGCUGUAUAAUGGCCAUCAUCCUCUUUUCUCCCAGAACAGAAAUUGAGCCUUCACUGGACAGCAGAUAUAAGAAGGUAUUUGAAUCUCUUCUCAUUGGCUAUGACCCAGCAGAGAAACAGCAUCACCCAUGCUCAAACAACAUGGAAGGACAUAAUCUAACACAUGUCUCAGAGUUCUACCUCAUGUGCUUCUCAGAGGACUCAGACCUGCAGCCCAUUCUUUUUGGACUGUUUCUGACUAUGUACCUGGUCACAGUGCUCGGGAACCUGCUCAUCAUCCUGGCUGUUACCUCUGAUGUCCACCUCCACACCCCUAUGUACUUCUUCCUCUCCAACCUGUCCUUGGCUGACAUCUGUUUCACCUCCACUACAGUUCCAAAGUUGAUUGUGGACAUCUCAACUAACAGCAGGGUCAUCUCCUAUGAGGGCUGUCUUUCACAGGUUUCUCUUUUUAUCUUUUUUGCAUGUGUAGAUGACAUGCUUCUUACCGUGAUGGCCUAUGAUCGUUUUGUGGCCAUUUGCCAACCCCUGCAUUAUGCAGUCAUUAUGAACCCUCACCGCUGUGUCUUAUUAGUUUUGCUGUCAGUCUUAGUUAGCCUUUUGGAUUCUCAGAUUCACUAUUUAGUUGCCUUACGAAUUUCCUGUUUCAAAGAUGUGGAAAUUGCUAGUUUCUUUUGUAACCCUUCUCAACUCUAUGACCUUUCAUGCUCUGAUAUAUUAAUCAAAAACAUAGUCACAUAUAUGAUUGGUAUCCUAUUUGGUUGUUUUCCUAUGUCAGGGAUAAUUUUCUCCUAUUGUAAAAUUGUUUCUGCAAUCCUGAAAUCCCCAUCAUCUGAGGGGAGGUACAAAGCCUUUUCUACCUGUGGUUCUCACCUGUCAGUUGUUUGCUUAUUUUAUGGAACAAGCCUGGGAACGUAUCUUGGUUCAAGUGCAUUACAUACUUCCAAAGAAGCCAUGGUGGCCUCACUGAUGUACACUCUGGUCACCCCUAUGCUGAAUCCCUUCAUCUACAGCCUGAGGAACAGGGACAUUGAAAGCUCUUUAUGGAGACUCCACAGGAGAAUACUCCAGUCUCACAACGUCUUUCACCCCUGGAGAUGUGGAAAUGAGCACUCCAUGAGUAUUUCUUGUGGAGGUACACAAACUUUAUAA